AUGGCCAUGACUGCUCAAGAAGCCCUCGAUAUGCUCAGAAGGUACCCGGCGGAGGUAGGUAUUUUUCGAAUUUUUGUGGGAUGUACUGGGAUUGCUAUGUUAAAAAAUGGCUAAGAAUAAGCAAAAUUUUCUUGUUCUGGAAGAUUUCCAGAGAUGUACUCAAAGAGAGACGGUCAGAUAUUUGAUAAGAAAAUCGGCACAAAGUUAUGAUUAAUUUCUACUUGUUUUUACCGUAAAAGGUCCAAAAAAAAUUUCCGCCCAAAAUUGGCAAAAUUAUGGCCAAAGAAUAUCGAUAUGUGUCCUAUACCCAAGCCGUAUGAAAAUUUUAAAGGAAAGCUGGGCGUCACAUUUGGGACCCUUAUAACCAGAAUAUCUAUAAAAUAUACCACGUCGCAUUUCAAACGACACUGAUUUCAGAUCCGAAUUCAAAUUCUGAAUCAUUCCAAAGCCAACGAUGUCGUCCGUCUGUUUGCCAACUCCAAGACCGAAGAAGACAGGAAGAUGAUCCUUGUUGCGCAGAAUCUCCGGUUCCGGAAGAUCUGCCUUAUCAACGAACUCGUCGACAGAAUGCCUAAAGAGGACUGGGUAACAGUCUUCAUCAAGUGAGUUUUUGAUUUUUUUUUUUGAUUUUUAAAUUUUAAACUACAGUAAGGUUCCACUGUUUUUUUUAUGAAUCAUUUGAAAUAUUUUCAGCUCCAUAAAAUUCCUCAAAAAGAACUGCAACCGUCACGGAAACUGCAUUCGCUUUGGAAAUGGCGCUGCUGUAGAAAACAUCAGUCGUUUCCUUAACUGGUACAUCCAAACCCGCUAUGGCAGGCCGCGAACCACCACAAUAGAAGUCAACUUGAUUUUGGAUAUACCGGUUUUGGAUAAGCCGGCUCUACGAGGUCUCCAAAAUAAUUCAAUGGCUUAUGCAACGACUUGUCAGAAAGGGCACCACGAACUUCUUGAAGUGUGCACAACAAGCUGUCAGAGUGCGAAAGCCUUAACGAACCACUCCAAAAUGUUCAAGGCGAAUUUUAAGGCAAGUUUACGAGGGAUUUUUUGGGUACUUCGGAGAUUUGGGAGGAAAUUAAGAAUUUUUUAACGUGUAGGAGAUUCUUCAAAAUAUAUUUUUUUGUUUUUCAGAUGUCCGGGGAUCUCGAGAAUUCCGCAUUCUUCUACGAUUCUCAGACUGAAAGCAUCUACUUCACCUCAUUCCAAGAGGAAACUCUAGUCUACAAGAAAAGAUUGACCAAAAAUAGGCCUGAAAGAGUACUGCUACGCACUGCUAUGACUGGAAAAUUUUACAUCGCUGUUGACGGUCAUCAUUUUCAUAUGGUAUGUCAUCAUGGUGUUGAAUUAUGUAUGGUCUAUGGAGACCUCAAAAGCCGAAAAAUAUUGGAGAAAACGAUCAGCUGGGAGCCCGGAAUGGUAAGAAAAAAACUUAUUUUUUUUAUUUUUUUAAAGGAGAUUGAAAUACAAAAAAUAUCAUAUCUUUUACAUUUUUUGUAAUUUUUUAAUCAAAAUUUCCCUCAAAAAUCUCAAAAAUAUAUUAUUUCAAUAAAAUUUUUUUUCAGCUUCAAAACAUCCACGCAUUCGGCACACAUUUGGUUUUGGAAGGGAGAGACAGCGUUUUGAUCAUGCAAUGCUGUUUGAAGGGGAAGACAAUAGAGAAAAUUGAAGUUGGAACACGGCCAUCUUUACUUCUCAACCCCCAUACAUUCGUUUACCAGGCAAUAGAGGGAACCAGCAUGACCAUGAGAGUGAGUUAAAUUUCUUUGCUUUUCAUUGUACAAAAUAUUGAAAUUUUUUUAACUUUUAAUUUUGAUUUCAUUUUAGAUUCUCUCCAAGUCCCCACGAGGGAUUACAAUUACGACCAUACCGAUUGAAGCCCUCCGAAUCAAUCGCCAUUCAAACCAAAUCCUGGGGGUUUUGACGCAUAAUGCGCAAAGAAUGUAUCUAAUCGAGGACGGAAGGGAACCGGCUCUCCUGUAUAGUACAAGACUUGAGAGGGAGCCUGUUGAAUAUUAUGAAUAG
This is a messenger RNA of Bursaphelenchus xylophilus (pine wood nematode), 2019 nucleotides long. Lineage: Eukaryota; Metazoa; Nematoda; Chromadorea; Rhabditida; Aphelenchoididae. The record is from the annotation of a GenBank genome assembly.